UUUUUCAUAAUUUUGAGUCUUAUGAAUCUGUUUUGUAUAUUGCCUACUUCUUGUUAUAUUAUUUUCACCUUUGACAUCCUACAUUUAAAGGUCACCCACAAUGGCAGGAGGACUCUUCUCCAUUAGUAGAGAGUACUUCACAGAGAUUGGAACUUAUGAUCCUGGGAUGGAUAUCUGGGGAGGAGAAAAUCUGGAACUAUCAUUUAGGGUUUGGAUGUGUGGUGGAACCUUGGAGAUUAUCCCAUGUUCCCAUGUUGGUCACAUCUUCAGAAAGAGAAGUCCUUACAAAUGGAGGACCGGCGUGAAUGUGGUGAAGAAAAACUCGAUCCGAUUGGCUGAAGUCUGGAUGGACGAUUACAAGAACUACUACUAUGAGAGAUUCAAUUAUGAUCUGGUAGGACAUGCCAUGAAAAUUAUUUAUUUUAACUUCUUUGAAUUUGUUAAUUUU
Molecule: messenger RNA, 448 nt
Organism: Saccostrea cuccullata (small rock oyster)
Lineage: Eukaryota; Metazoa; Mollusca; Bivalvia; Ostreida; Ostreidae
Product: polypeptide N-acetylgalactosaminyltransferase 5-like
Exons: 2
Biological process (GO): protein O-linked glycosylation
Cellular component (GO): Golgi apparatus
Molecular function (GO): polypeptide N-acetylgalactosaminyltransferase activity
Source: RefSeq, a predicted model, not a curated record